AUGGGUUAUAUUUAUGAAGCCAUGGGCCGAGCCAAGAAAGCUAUUGCUGCUUCAUUUUCCAACAUUGAAGAGAAGUAUAAAGAUGUGUUUGCGUUGAUUGAUGCUAGAUGGAAUGUUCAACUUCAUAGGCCUUUGCAUGCAGCUGGUUACUACUUGAACCUGGAGUUCUACUAUGCAAAUUCUAAUGUAGAACAAGAUGAAGAGGUUAAGCAAGGUUUAUAUGCUUGCAUUCGGAGGGUGGUUCCAACUAUUGAAUUGCAAGAUAAAAUUCUUGAUGAACUUCCAAAGUACAAGAAAGUAGAAGGACUUUUUGGGAUCCCUUUUGCAAUAAGACAUAGGACUACAAAAGCACCAGCAUUGGCUCCGAAUUUGCAAACUUUUGCAAUCAAAAUUUUGAGCCUAACCUGCAGUUCAUCGGGUUGUGAGCGAAAUCGGAGUAUUUUUGAACAUCUUCAUUCUAAGAAAAGAAAUAAAUUGGAGCAAAAACGCCUCAAUGAUCUAGUUUUUAUCAAGUAUAAUAGAGCUUUGAGGAGGCGAUAUGAUGCACGUGAUACAAUAGAUCCUAUUCGUUUGGAUGAAAUAAAUGAGAGUAAUGAAUGGUUGUUAGGGAGAUCGACUCUUGAUAGUGGUGAAGAGAAUGCUAUAGUAUUUGAGGAUGAUGAAUUGACUUGGGGUGAUAUUGUACGAGCUGUCGGGGUUGAUGAAGAUGCUUAUAGUUUGCAAUCUCAAUCUACAAUAGAACCAAGUGGCAAAUCAAAGGCGUCUUCUUCAAAAGCUAGCAAAAAAGCCUCUUCAUUUAAAUCUAGUGGAUGUCGUCUAAAUCUUAUUGAUGAAGAAGAAGAGGACGAAAAAAAAAACUUCGAUGAUUCUAAUGAAGUGGAGGCUGAGUAUAGAUCUGACGAAAAUGGAGAUGAUGGAAAUGAAAGUGAAGAAUUUGAAGAUUAUCUAGUAGAAUCAGAUGAUUGGAUUUAG
Molecule: messenger RNA, 972 nt
Organism: Sesamum indicum (sesame)
Lineage: Eukaryota; Viridiplantae; Streptophyta; Magnoliopsida; Lamiales; Pedaliaceae
Source: RefSeq, a predicted model, not a curated record